Molecule: messenger RNA, 1524 nt
Organism: Penicillium canariense
Lineage: Eukaryota; Fungi; Ascomycota; Eurotiomycetes; Eurotiales; Aspergillaceae
Product: mitochondrial 37S ribosomal protein mS29
Exons: 2
Coding region: 1-1524 (507 amino acids)
Cellular component (GO): mitochondrial small ribosomal subunit
Molecular function (GO): structural constituent of ribosome
Source: RefSeq, a predicted model, not a curated record
AUGGCCUCCUCGUGGUGCUGGAGCUGCCUCUCGCGGCUUCGCACAACACCAACACCGCGAGCAAUUCUCCCUGCGCAGUCCAUUACGCCCCGGAUCUCGACCGCCUCCUUCCACUCCUCCGCCGUCCAGUAUGCCAACCCGACCAAGAAGAAGGGCUCCCUCGUGGCGGUGAAGUACCGCCAAGGCCAGACCCUGCGGCGAAAGAAGAAGAAGACUACCGAACGCGCGCGUCCCCCGGCCGUCGGAGAGCGCAAGGCUUUGCGGAAGCGCAUCGUGCUGAGCAACCCCAAUGCCCUGGAGGUUGAGGGCAUGAAGGACCUGUCUUUGGAGACUAUGGUUGAUGCUCGUCUGCGCGGUGCUGUGCUCGGUCUGCCUGUGCCCAUGCUCGAUCAAUUGAGAGCCGUGCAAGCGUUCAAGCCCAAGCAGGGCUGGUCGAUAUUCCGCCGGCCGGGUACCGUCCUGCGACGGGAUACGCUGGAGAUGGGUCGUUUGUUUGAGAAAAUUUCUGGGGAGGGCGAUGCUGCUGAGAAGGGCAAGGUCGUUAAGAAGAUUAUCACGGGGUUGAAGGGCUCUGGCAAGACUGUCCAUCUGCUGCAGGCUAUGGCCAUGGGCUUCCUUAAGAAGUGGGUUGUGGUCACAGUUCCUGAUGCUCGAGAGCUCGUGUCCGGUGACACCGGGUACUCCCUGAUCGAAGGCACCAAUCCGCCCCAAUACGUUCAGCCCAAUGCCACGUCCGCCCUCUUGAUGCGCACCGUCGAGGCCAAUCGUGAGGUCCUUUCCAGCCUUAAGGUCUCGCAGCAACACCCGGCCCUGAAGGGCCUCAAGCCCUCCUCUACCUUGGAGGACCUGGCCAAGCUCGGCUUCCAGGACGCUGCUGUUGCCUGGCCAGUCUUCCAAGCCCUGUGGACUGAGUUGACUGCCACCGCCGCUGCCCCCGGCAUGGAGAAGGACUUCCAGCCUCGUCCCCCGAUGCUCGUGGCCGUCGACGGUCUCGCGCACUGGAUGAAGGAGAGCGCCUACCGCGCCUCUGACUUCACCCCUGUCCAUGCACACGACCUCGUCUUCGUCAAACACUUCCUCUCCCUCCUGCAGAACGGUCAGGCCUCGUUGAAGAACGGCGGUAUGCUUCUGUACGCCACCUCCACUUCCAACAACCCCAGCAUCUACAGCCUGGAGGUCGCCCUGGACCAGCUGGCCGCCCGCCAGGCCGGCACCAGCCCUUCAUCCCCCGACUAUCCCUCACCCGAGGCUUACAGCGGUGCCGACGCCCGCGUCCUCGACCUGUUCAAGCCUACUACCGGCAAGGAGCCCCAGCUUGAGCUGCAGACUCUCGGCGGCCUGACUCGCGAUGAGACCCGCGGCUACCUGGAGUACUUUGCCCGCAGCGGCUUGCUGCGCGAGGAGGUGAAUGAGACCUGGGUCGGUGAGAAGUGGAGUCUGGCUGGUGGCGGUAUCAUUGGCGAGCUGGAGAAGUUGGGCCGCCAUGUCCGGUCGACCGCGAAGACUGUCCCUGCCGCAAAUUAA